ACGAGCCAGUCCAAAUCGCUGUACGAUGACAAGAACGGCGGUUACCAUCAUCAGUACAUUUUCCACAAUGGCGGCGAGCGCGCCAGCAAUCAGGCCACGUCCUAUCAAUUGUUCAGUAAUCAGGGUGCCGUAAGCUCGACGACCGUACCGCCGGCGCCACCCCCGCCACCCCCGCCGCAGAUCCAUCAGAUCAGGUACAGCUCGACGGUGGGUCCGCCACCGCAGAUCAUUCACAGCGAACCAUCUACCGUGACGCCGUUGUUCGCGACGUCCUCCACGAUACAGACGCUGCUCAACGCGAACAGCCCGGCGGGUUUGAUCAACCCUAUCUUUCACAAUCACGGAAUCGCGAGCACUACUGAACAUUUCUCCGUCCAUAGCAAUAAUCCACGCGAGACUACUGACUAUCGUGACGAUGAUCAGGAACAAGAUAUAAGGGCAUUGGAGGCAAUACAAUCGGUGAACAAGGGCAAGAUUUCUAAGCUGACAAUAUCUCCGGUGCCAAGCCAGCAAGAAUCGUCCCGAACAGUACAGACGAAAACAAGUCAAACAUCGCAGCAAAGGAUAUCCGGCAACUUUUUGCCGACUCCGGCCACCAUCGAAACAACUAUGAGAUCGUUCUAUCCGACGCCGAGGCCUUCUCCGAAACCUCCGCAGUCAUUGCAGUCAGUCACUCACCAAGUUACCCAACACAUUCACGUGCCGCAGCUCAAACCUCAUCAGAUUACCAUAAAUCUGCCGCCACCAGAUAUCCAGAGAAUCGUUCAGAACCCUUCGCCUCUGCUGCCUUCGCAGUCCCGGGUGAUUGUCACAGCGAAGGCGAGCGUGAGUGACGAAUCUGGUAGACCCCUGAACACUACGCAAUUGGUGACAUUGCCGUUGCCGACUAUACCGGCCAGCUAUGACGAUUACAAGGAGGGUGAUGAGUCCUUCGAUCCCUUUUAUCGCGACGUUCCGAAAAUUCGCAAAAAUCGCCAGAACGCGAUGGAGAACAUAAGAUUCUUGCGUGCGAAACGAUCGCUUGAGCAACCCUAUAACUUUGUUUACGAAGUGAACAGUCAUCAGGAUUUCAAGGUAAUACGAAAAAGUGAACCGCGUAAGAAUGAAGAUAAUGCGAUAAAUAAAGAAAGUACGCAUGUCCAGGUCAAUCUCGAAGAUUUUCGAUCUCUUAAAGAAAGUCUGAUAAAAUUUAGGGACAUCUUAUUUAGCGACAAUGUGAAUGAAGAUUCCUCUCACAGUGAUGCUGAAGAAAAUAGAAAUAAUACCGAACGUAUUGGAAUAAACAGCAAGACUUUUGAUACAAUAUCUGUAAAGCAGGUGCAAGACAAUGCGAUAAAAAAAGUAGACUAUCUAGAAGACUUGAAGACAGAAGCCUCUAAACACUUCAAUUUAAAUAAAAAUACGGACGAGGAAGAAGAAGAUGAGAAAGCGAGUCAUGAAGAUUCGACUCCAAAUGUUAAAAUUAAAUCUGAAAAAUCGCUUGAUGAGAAGAAACACAUUAAGGAUACGUCGGAACUUGAAAUUUACAUCGAAUCUACGACUGCUCAUUCUCGAAAAAAUGAAUCUCAAGGAGACGUUAUAGAUUUAAUAAUACUCGAUUCUAACAAUAACUCCAAAGUGAAAGCCACGUCCGCCAAGACUGACGCACCUAUCGAGAUUAUCAUCGAAGAAACGAAAUCUGACACGUACAACGCAUCAAAGAUUGACGGGAAAGUUGCACACGAAGGACAAAUCGCAGGAUCCUUGAUAAAAGAUGACCCGGAGAAGCGAUCGAACUCCGUCGCCGGCGAGAGAAGACAACUGACAAUUCCGCAUAAAACAAUCAAACGAAAUGGUGCCAAAGAUGGAGAACGAAAGUCUGGUCCGAGAAGGAAAAGUUCUCGACCGAGAUCGUCGAAAAGACGUAUAUCUUCGAGGAUAAGGCAGCAAAGAAUGGAAAACAUUGAACCGACAGAGACAAUUCAGCAAAAGGAAAGAACGACUACUGCUACUACUGUUAUUGAUACUACUACUGUUACUUCUACUUCUACUACUACAACUACUUCUACUACUACCGUGACCCCAUCCAUUACAGCUUUUGAGAAGAAAGUUGCGGAGCAGAUUGAUAGUAACAUUUUCGGGGACUCAGAAUCACAAACUUUUAAAGAGCUUGAUACGAGGGCGAUUGGUCACCGAGACGCGAUAUACUCGAAGAGCUUGCAGGACGGUAAAAGUUACGAUUCAAGUAGGAGUAAGGACAUAGAGCGAUCGUUUGAUCGGCAGAUUGUGGAAGAGCAUACGAGGAGUUCGGAACUACGUGCUGAUCAAAUAGAGGAGGAAAAACGGGAAACAGAAUUGCCGGAUUAUACGCAGACUACCGAAGGAAAAGAUACGACCGAAAAUCCGAGUAAUGCAAACGAAGCGAGAUCGACGGAAGUUGCACAAGUCUCUGAAGAGAAGUCUUCCAUCGAAGAGGAAGACUCUUACAGGGAGUACGAAUUUCCGGAUGAUGAUGAAGCUGAUACGAAUGAAGGAGAACUCGAAGAGAACUCG
Trachymyrmex cornetzi is the source of this 2532-nucleotide messenger RNA. RefSeq lists its product as uncharacterized. The annotation marks the transcript as partial. Lineage: Eukaryota; Metazoa; Arthropoda; Insecta; Hymenoptera; Formicidae. The transcript is spliced from 2 exons. The record is from RefSeq and is a predicted model, not a curated record.